CCCUCUUGUGGAGUUGCCCGGGGCCCUGUGGAGGGAGGGGCUGGGAGACACCGAGAGUAAGAGAUAGUCAGAGACCUUGCCCGAGAGAUAAGGGAGAGCCGAGAGGAAGCGGGGUAGGAGCCCGAGGAGGAGGAGGAGAGAAGAGAGGGAGGGCGGAGGGGCGGCGGGAGGAGGGCGGGGAGGAGCGCUCUUCCUGGUUGGGCCCUGCCCUGAGCUGCCACCGGGAAGCCAGGCGCAGGGACGGCAGCGGCCCCCCCAACACCCCUCCCCCAGGAUGGCAGAGGAGAUCAUUACACCCGUGUACUGCACUGGGGUGUCAGCCCAAGUGCAGAAGCAGCGGGCCAAGGAGCUGGGCCUGGGCCGCCAUGAGAAUGCCAUCAAGUACCUGGGCCAGGAUUAUGAGCAACUGCGGGCACAGUGCCUGCAGAGUGGGGCCCUCUUCCGCGAUGAGGCCUUCCCCCCGGUGGCUCAGAGCCUGGGCUUCAAGGACCUGGGUCCCAACUCCUCCAAGACCUAUGGCAUCAAGUGGAAGCGUCCCACGGAGCUGCUGUCAAACCCCCAGUUCAUCGUGGAUGGAGCUACCCGCACAGACAUCUGCCAGGGAGCGCUGGGGGACUGUUGGCUCCUGGCUGCUAUCGCCUCCCUCACCCUCAACGACACCCUCCUGCAUCGAGUGGUUCCACACGGCCAGAGCUUCCAGAAUGGCUAUGCCGGCAUCUUCCAUUUCCAGCUGUGGCAAUUUGGGGAGUGGGUGGACGUGGUCGUGGAUGACCUGCUGCCCAUCAAGGACGGGAAGCUGGUGUUUGUGCACUCUGCCGAAGGCAACGAGUUCUGGAGCGCCCUGCUCGAGAAGGCCUAUGCCAAGGUAAACGGCAGCUAUGAGGCCCUGUCAGGGGGCAGCACCUCAGAGGGCUUUGAGGACUUCACAGGCGGGGUCACCGAGUGGUACGAGCUGAGAAAGGCACCCAGUGACCUUUACCAGAUCAUCCUCAAGGCACUGGAGCGAGGCUCCCUGCUGGGCUGCUCCAUUGACAUCUCCAGUGUUUUGGACAUGGAGGCUGUCACCUUCAAGAAGCUGGUGAAGGGCCACGCCUACUCUGUGACCGGGGCCAAGCAGGUGAACUACCGGGGCCAGAUGGUGAACCUGAUCCGGAUGCGGAACCCCUGGGGCGAGGUGGAGUGGACAGGAGCCUGGAGCGACAGCUCCUCAGAGUGGAACAACGUGGACCCUUAUGAACGGGAUCAGCUCCGGGUCAAGAUGGAGGAUGGGGAGUUCUGGAUGUCAUUCCGAGACUUCAUGCGCGAGUUCACCCGCCUGGAGAUCUGCAACCUGACGCCCGACGCGCUCAAGAGCCGGUCGAUCCGCAACUGGAACACCACACUCUACGAGGGCACCUGGCGGCGGGGCAGCACUGCGGGGGGCUGCCGGAACUACCCAGCUACCUUCUGGGUGAACCCGCAGUUCAAGAUCCGGUUGGAGGAGGUGGAUGACCCAGACGACUACGGAGAUCGCGAGUCAGGCUGCAGCUUCGUGCUCGCCCUCAUGCAGAAGCACCGCCGCCGCGAGCGCCGCUUUGGCCGGGACAUGGAGACCAUCGGCUUCGCCGUCUACGAGGUCCCUCCAGAGCUGGUGGGCCAGCCGGCUGUGCACUUGAAGCGGGACUUCUUCCUGGCCAACGCCUCCCGGGCGCGCUCCGAGCAGUUCAUCAACCUGCGGGAGGUCAGCACCCGCUUCCGCCUGCCGCCCGGGGAGUACGUUGUGGUGCCCUCCACCUUCGAGCCCAACAAGGAGGGUGACUUUGUGCUCCGCUUCUUCUCGGAAAAGAGCGCUGGGACCCAGGAGCUGGACGACCAGAUCCAGGCCAAUCUCCCUGAUGAGCAAGUGCUCUCGGAAGAGGAGAUUGACGAAAACUUCAAGGCCCUCUUCAGGCAACUGGCUGGGGCGGACAUGGAGAUCAGCGUCAAGGAGCUGCAGACCAUCCUUAACAGGAUCAUUAGCAAACACAAAGACCUGCGGACCAAGGGCUUCAGCGUGGAGUCGUGCCGCAGCAUGGUGAACCUCAUGGACCGUGAUGGCAAUGGGAAGCUGGGCCUGGUGGAGUUCAACAUCCUGUGGAACCGCAUCCGGAACUACCUGUCCAUCUUCCGGAAGUUUGACCUGGACAAGUCGGGCAGCAUGAGUGCCUACGAGAUGAGGAUGGCCAUCGAAUCUGCAGGCUUCAAGCUCAAUAAGAAGCUGUACGAGCUCAUCAUCACCCGCUACUCUGAGCCCGACCUGGCUGUUGACUUUGACAACUUUGUGUGCUGCCUGGUUCGGUUGGAGACCAUGUUCCGAUUUUUCAAAACUCUGGACACAGAUCUGGAUGGAGUCGUGACCUUUGACUUGUUUAAGUGGUUACAGCUGACCAUGUUCGCGUGAGGUGGGGUGUGGCCCCCCGCCUAGCUCCUCUCCUCUCCUGUCCGCCAAGCCACACCUCCUACCGCGCCACGACAGCCCAUGCCAGCUGCAAGUGCCUUCCUCAGAGCUGGGAGGUGCCCACCCUCCUGCCCCCUCCUCUCCCAGCCACGCCCGGUCAUCUGCCCUGAGCAGAGCUGUGUGGCUCUCCCUACCUGUACCAGCCAUGGGCUUGGGAUGGCCCCCCAGACCCUCCCAUCACCCUACCAGGAAGGCAGCUUUCGCUUGUCCCUGCCUCAGGACAGCCCCAGGCCCCCCAAGCAUCCAGAUGUGUCCCCUCCCCUCACUUCAGAGGCCACCCACCCAGCCCAACCCCCAGCCUCACUUGCGGACUGUAAACUAACCACUAGCUCUGCACACGCAGUGCAGGCGUGCAGAGCCCCCUCCCGGCUGGGGGAGCCCCGGGGCUGGGACGCCUGUGCCUUCCCUGCAGAAGCCAAGGCCCCCUCUCUGCCCGGCAGCCCUGCCCAGCCUGCAGGGUGGUCAGGCCCUCGCUCCCUCCCUCUUUUUUAUAUUGGUGAUUUUAAAGGGGACUCUUCAGGAACUGGUGUACUGGUUACGGGGGUGCCAGAGGCACUAGGCGUGGGGUGGGGAGGUCCCAUGUUUCCAUGUGGAGGAACCCCAAAUAAUAAAGGAAAAGACCCCA
Molecule: messenger RNA, 3101 nt
Organism: Lemur catta (Ring-tailed lemur)
Lineage: Eukaryota; Metazoa; Chordata; Mammalia; Primates; Lemuridae
Gene: CAPN1
Product: calpain 1
Exons: 22
Coding region: 275-2419 (714 amino acids)
Biological process (GO): proteolysis
Cellular component (GO): cytoplasm
Molecular function (GO): calcium-dependent cysteine-type endopeptidase activity; calcium ion binding
Source: RefSeq, a predicted model, not a curated record